GGUUUUCUACCUCCGAACACCAAUCAGAAAGCGUGUUGCUGAGAUGUGGGAUUGGCUCGUGGACUUGUGGACGCCUGCGGGGCCCAGAUUGACAUCGAGAAUGGUUUGAACAGUUCACAGCUUCACCAGCAAGAUUUUUCUGCACUCUUCCCAUAGCCACAUUAAUUUGUCAUCUUUGCCAAUUGGCAGGGUGUAAGGGAUAUGAUUUUUCCUGAGGACUGCUUCCCAGAAAUUUUGGCGCCUUACAUUGUGUAAACCUCACUUCAGAAAUUGAAGGAGCUCUUGAUUUCAUCAGUUUAGCUAUUUGUCUCACUGACUGUGACCCCUUUAUCGUUCAUAGACAAAAAGAUUCCCUGAAAUUAUGGAUUGCCUACCUGUGUUUUGAGAAAACUUUAGCAUGUGGUUUUUUGGAGACACCACCCUAAGAACUGAAUGUAUAAUAGAGCUGGCUUUAGGGAUAGGAAGGCCAGUAGCAUCCGAGUCUGCAUAGAACUAUGCUUCGAGGUAUUCUGGGAAAAACCAUUCGACUUCUUGGCUAUACUCUUCAAUAUGGUUGUAUAGCUCAUUGUGCCUUUGAAUAUGUUGGUGGUGUUGUCAUGUGUUCUGGACCAUCAAUGGAACCUACAAUCCAGAAUUCUGACAUUGUCUUCGCAGAAAAUCUUAGCCGACAUUUUUAUGCUAUCCAAAGAGGUGACAUCAUAAUUGCCAAAAGUCCAAGUGACCCUAAAUCAAACAUUUGUAAAAGAGUAAUUGGUUUGGAAGGAGAUAAAAUUUUCACGCAUAGCCCAUCAGAUUACCUUAAAAGCCAUAGUUAUGUACCAAGAGGUCAUGUUUGGCUAGAAGGUGAUAAUCUCCAGAAUUCUACAGAUUCCAGGUUCUAUGGACCUGUUCCAUAUGGACUAAUCAGAGGACGUAUUUGUUUAAAGAUUUGGCCUCUGAAUGAUUUUGGAUUUCUACGUGACAGCCCCAAUAGCCACAGAUUUUCUGAUGAGUAAUCAGUAUUGAGCCAACCAAAUCAUUUCAUUAUCAUAUCGUGUUCCUCAAGAAACAUUUUUGCUAAGUCACUGAAACCAUGUAUUUACAAAUAAAAUAUUUGAUAUUGAAUUUUAUUUU
Sarcophilus harrisii (Tasmanian devil) is the source of this 1113-nucleotide messenger RNA. It is a transcript of the gene IMMP1L, whose product is annotated as inner mitochondrial membrane peptidase subunit 1. The coding region runs from base 495 to 995 and encodes 166 amino acids. The transcript is spliced from 10 exons. The record is from RefSeq and is a predicted model, not a curated record. Gene Ontology annotation, cellular component: mitochondrial inner membrane peptidase complex; membrane. Gene Ontology annotation, molecular function: serine-type endopeptidase activity. Lineage: Eukaryota; Metazoa; Chordata; Mammalia; Dasyuromorphia; Dasyuridae.